Messenger RNA from Morchella importuna, 252 nucleotides. RefSeq lists its product as uncharacterized. NCBI's taxonomy places the organism in Eukaryota, Fungi, Ascomycota, Pezizomycetes, Pezizales, Morchellaceae. The transcript is spliced from 2 exons. Bases 1 to 252 code for a protein of 83 amino acids. The record is from RefSeq and is a predicted model, not a curated record.
AUGGACGGAUGGCGGGAGAGGAGAAAGUUGCGCAAACGGAACGGAUUCGGACUUUGGACUAAGCGCUUCCGGAAUCUCAGGUUCGCUCCAGACAUCCAGCCAGACCCAACGGAACCCGAGCCUCCAUUUCCUCCCUCUGUAUGUAGACCUCCCUUCCACUUCCGGACCUCGAGCGUUUCCGUACCAUUGAUCAUCAGUAUACUGUAUCACCAUGGCCAGUACCUCUCGGAACGUACCGGCGGUGACCUCUAA